Manihot esculenta (cassava) is the source of this 1626-nucleotide messenger RNA. RefSeq lists its product as uncharacterized. The record is from RefSeq and is a predicted model, not a curated record. The transcript is spliced from 2 exons. The coding region runs from base 324 to 1292 and encodes 322 amino acids. Gene Ontology annotation, cellular component: chloroplast. Lineage: Eukaryota; Viridiplantae; Streptophyta; Magnoliopsida; Malpighiales; Euphorbiaceae.
CCCUGCUUUUUGGUUAAUGCCGUUUGUUUUCAUCUUUUUCAUCAUUGGUUUCCGCAUCACACUCUCUUAAGAACGCCUUAAACCUAAAACCCAAAACGCCUCCCAAUACACAAAGACAACUUCUAAUAUCUAUUCAAUUGGCUGAUUUUUUUAGACCUAAUGGCCAUUCAGAUUUCCAACUCUUAACUAGAAAGAUGUGAAAUUUCAAGGUAGAUUGAUUUGUUCAGUGUCACUCAGAAUCUCAUUGUGUGUUACCAAACCCCCAACUUUGAAAUUUAAGCUUGCAACCAUAAACCCACUUCUCCUUCAUCUUCCCUCUUUCAAUGGCUGCCUCUGUGUCCCCAUUUUCCCUAUCUUUCUCUUUCAGAAAUACCCAUCUCAGAGCCUUACCCAAUCGUUCGAAUACUGGUCUUUAUCCUUCUAUUUCGCAUGACAAACAAGUUCUUCUCAAGUCAACCCCAUUCUUGGCAUUUAAAGCUUUGGAUCUUCCUGGUUAUUGUAUUUUCUCUUCUGCUCCUUUGGCGCUAACUAGAUCUUCUUCACAUGGGUUUCUUGAUCCUACUGAUGACGAAGAAAUAUUGCCGUCAUUUGAGGAAAGGCCAGUCAAGUUUCUGUUUUGGGUUGUGUUUUGGGCCUCUCUUUCUCUUGCUUUGUUUGCAGCUUCUGGGGAUGCAAAUGCUGCUGUCGAUUCCAUCAAAGCCUCUGGCUUUGGGCUAAAGAUUGCUAGUGCUCUUCGAGGUUCGGGUUGGCCUGAUGAAGCUGUGGUUUUUGCUCUUGCUACGCUUCCAGUGCUUGAGCUCCGUGGAGCUAUUCCUGUUGGUUAUUGGAUGCAACUUAAGCCUCUUACACUAACUGUCUUGUCGAUUAUUGGGAAUAUGGUUCCUGUGCCUUUCAUUAUACUUUACUUGAAGAGAUUUGCUUCUUUUCUUGCUGGAAAGAACCAGUCAGCAUCUCGAUUCCUUGACAUGCUGUUUGAGAAUGCCAAGCAGAAGGCUGGCCCUGUGGAAGAGUUUCAGUGGCUUGGCUUGAUGCUCUUUGUUGCCGUCCCUUUCCCUGGUACAGGGGCAUGGACAGGAGCCAUCGUGGCUUCUAUUCUUGAUAUGCCAUUCUGGCCAGCUGUAUCAGCAAAUUUUUUUGGUGUUGUAUUGGCUGGGCUGCUGGUGAAUUUACUUGUGAACCUUGGUCUCAAGUAUGCAAUUGUUACUGGUAUUAUCCUCUUCUUGAUAUCCACUUUUAUGUGGAGUAUCCUUGGGAAUAUUAGGAAGUCCUUCAGCUCCUCAAACUCAAACUGACGUUUUGUUGGUGGAUUAGAUUGCAUAUUCCUCCUCGUAGCAGUAAAAUAACUCUCUAGAGUUCUCAAGUUUCCAUAUUCUGUCAUUUGGGACUCGUUAGCUGUUUAUGCCCUGUUGCAACGUCGGGAGUUGAUUUUCACUUUUCACUGGUUGUACUGCAAAAAAUUAUAUGCAAUCUUGUGGGAUAUCUUUCUCUUGGAGCACUGUUAAGUGAGAACUUUAUGCUAUUAACACUAAGGAAAUGUAUGAAGUUAAUCAAAUCUCAGUUAGGUAGAUUGUAGAUUUCACGAGGUCAUGAAUGAUACCAGAUUUCUAGUUCUUUAUUUUCGUAAAA